GAUCGUUUUUCGAGUCUAAGCUCUUCAUCUCUCUCUCUCGUUCUUGCCGUGCUUCAAAAAACUAGUUUUCUGUGUGCGAAUCGUCGAGUACUCUUCUGAUCUCUUGCGAGAAAGAUGUCAGGAAAAGGCGCGAAAGGUUUUAUUACAGGUAAAUCCUCAGCCCUGGGUGAGAAUAAAGACAAAGACAAGAAGAAACCCGUCUCUCGUUCUUCUCGAGCUGGAUUGCAGUUUCCAGUUGGUCGUAUCCAUCGUCUCCUGAAGUCAAGGAUUACAGCAAAUGGAAGGGUAGGGGCAACAGCUGCUGUGUACUGUGCAGCUAUUUUGGAGUAUCUUACGGCAGAAGUGUUGGAAUUGGCAGGCAAUGCCAGCAAGGAUCUGAAAGUUAAACGUAUAACACCAAGGCAUUUGCAACUUGCCAUCAGAGGAGACGAAGAACUUGAUACUCUGAUCAAAGGAACCAUAGCUGGUGGAGGUGUGAUUCCGCACAUUCACAAAUCUUUGAUCAACAAGUCCUCCAAGGACUAGCAUGACUUAUGCUCUCAUGUUAUGGAUAAUGAAUGAGAAUCAUUGAGAAGGCCUUGUACGUAUUUUGGUUGUGUACAUUGAAGAUUUUCCAUGGUUUAUGGAUUGAGGCUACCCUGAAUGCUGCUCAUCAUCUUUUUGCUUUAAUCUUGGUUAUAUUCUUAGUUUUUGUUAGACAGAUAGGAUUUGUUAAUCCAUGGUUUAUGGAUUUGUUAGACAGAUAGGAUUUGUUAGACAGAUAGUUUUUGUUAGACAGAUAGGAUUUGUUAAUCCAUGGUUUAUGGAUUGUGCAAUUUUUUUUUGCUGGGCA
This is a messenger RNA of Nelumbo nucifera (sacred lotus), 832 nucleotides long. RefSeq names its product putative histone H2A variant 3. The record is from RefSeq and is a predicted model, not a curated record. Gene Ontology annotation, molecular function: protein heterodimerization activity; structural constituent of chromatin; DNA binding. Gene Ontology annotation, cellular component: nucleosome. NCBI's taxonomy places the organism in Eukaryota, Viridiplantae, Streptophyta, Magnoliopsida, Proteales, Nelumbonaceae.